Molecule: messenger RNA, 873 nt
Organism: Kalmanozyma brasiliensis GHG001
Lineage: Eukaryota; Fungi; Basidiomycota; Ustilaginomycetes; Ustilaginales
Product: Clathrin light chain
Exons: 2
Coding region: 1-873 (290 amino acids)
Biological process (GO): intracellular protein transport; clathrin-dependent endocytosis; clathrin coat assembly
Cellular component (GO): plasma membrane; clathrin coat of coated pit; clathrin coat of trans-Golgi network vesicle
Molecular function (GO): structural molecule activity; clathrin heavy chain binding
Source: RefSeq, a predicted model, not a curated record
AUGGCAUUCGACUUUGGCGAGUCCAAACCUUCGGAUCCCACCGCAGACUUCCUCGCUCGCGAGCGCGAGGCGGCUGGAGUCCUCUCUGGCGAUGCCGACCUCUUUGGCUCUUCCAACGCGGCAGGCGCUGGCGCAUCUGCCGACGACUUUGAACGAUCCGCAUCCGCUUUCCCUGCGCUAGACGACGAUCUCGCUCCUGCUGCCGCGGCUCCGUCCAGCAACAACGCAGGCGCUUCGUCUGGAUUCGGCUUCGACGACUUCGAGGACAGACCCGCUGCCAAGCCCGCGGCCGAUGACGAAGUUGGAAAGUUCCAGCAGAACUUCCCUGAGCUGGAUGACGGUCCUUCGGCCAACGGUAACGGCGCUUCGUACCACGAUGAUGCAGACGACCUGAUGAGCGCACCUUCCGCUCCCGCCCGCGCUGCCCCCACAUCCUCCGCGCCCACCGCGCAGCCCACCUACUCGUACUCCUACGAAGAGCCCACGGAGGAGCCCGAAGCUGUGCGUCAAUGGCGCGAGACGCAAAAGGAUGCCAUUGCCAAGCGCGACGCCGAGGGCGAGCGCAAAAAGGCGGAAGCCAUCUCGAAAGCCGAGCAGGACAUCGACCACUUUUACGCCGAGUACAAUGCCAAGAAGGAGAAGAACAUUGCGGCCAACAAGGAGAACGAGGCCAAGUUCCAGGAAGAGCGAACGCGCGAGCUUGCCGAAGGCACCACGUGGGAUCGCGUCACCAAGCUGGUGGAUCUCAAGAAUAGCCAGAGCAAGACCAUCGCCAGGGCCGGCCCCGGAAGCAGCGACCUGAGCAGGAUGAAGGAGGUCUACCUCAAGCUGAGGAGGGAGGGCGAGCGCGCACCUGGUGCCGCUGGGUACUGA